Cutaneotrichosporon cavernicola is the source of this 528-nucleotide messenger RNA. RefSeq lists its product as uncharacterized. Lineage: Eukaryota; Fungi; Basidiomycota; Tremellomycetes; Trichosporonales; Trichosporonaceae. The record is from RefSeq and is a predicted model, not a curated record. The transcript has 4 exons. Bases 1 to 528 code for a protein of 175 amino acids.
AUGGGCCAGGUCCAGUCGGCCUUUGACCCAGACCAAACCUCCCGCGCGCCUGAAGGCUAUGUCGUCCCUCCCUUUCCAAGCCUGUAUAAUCCCUCCAUCGUCUCGACCAAGCACCAGCGGGGCUUCUUCCUGCACGAUGCGACUGCGAUCUGGAAGUUUACGUUCUACUGGACGCUCAUCUUGAUGAGCACAACGUUCGAGGCGUGUGCAGCUCUCGCCGUCUUAGCGCAGCUGUUAUCUCGCAGUGCAGCGAGACAGAGAGACGCCGCAGCCAACGCCGGGCGACAGAAAAAGUUCCGACAGCGACGCCGGGCACCGUUCUACCUCUUGCUCCUCAUCCCUAUCGCGAUGGGUGCCAUCGCAACGUUCGUGUCGCUCGUAUCAGGGACGGUUGUCGGGUUCGCACUCGCAGCCGUGUAUAGCGCCGGCGGAUUCGCAAUGAGCACGUGGGUGCCGUUCAUGUGGGGCAUGAUCCAGGUUGUCGUCCUUAUAAUUGCGAGCUACUCGUCCCUCACUCGUGUGCUAUAG